AUGCGGGAUUUUCCAAACGCUUCGGCGUAUUGUCAACGACUCAAGACCCUGGCCCAUCAACUCAAGAGCGUGGGGACUCCGGUAACCGACAACCGCCUCGUUCUUCAACUGGUGGCUGGCCUCACCGAGGCGUACAAGAACGUGGGCACUCAUAUCCGUCAAAGUAAGCCCCUUCCACCAUUCUCCGAAGCUCGCUCGAGUCUGUGCCUUGAGGAAAAGGCGUUAGCUGAAAGGAAUGAUGACUCGCCGGCGGCUAUGGUGGCCGCUUCCCACCGUGAGUUUGAUGACUCUGCUUCUCUUGACAAUUCGAGUCAUUCUCACCAUAUUCGGGGCAAAAAUAACCACAAAAAUCGUGGUUCUGGCGGCGGGAAAAAGAACGGCGGUGGCCGUGGUUCUGGCGGCGGUGGUGGCAACCAUCGCGGUGGUGGUCGUAGCUCUGGUUAG
Molecule: messenger RNA, 444 nt
Organism: Lycium barbarum (goji berry)
Lineage: Eukaryota; Viridiplantae; Streptophyta; Magnoliopsida; Solanales; Solanaceae
Product: glycine-rich cell wall structural protein-like
Exons: 1
Coding region: 1-444 (147 amino acids)
Source: RefSeq, a predicted model, not a curated record